AGGGAGUGCGUUUAUUCUUAUAAAUUAAAUUUACUCCUCCGAGUAAAUCAACUGCAAGACUCCGUGGGGAGGCGUCAUCCCGAAGGGGCCUAGGGUAAAUGAUAAAUACAUUCCAGCUCCUCUCAAAAGCGGCGCCUUUCUUUGGUGGUGACGCAUUGAAACUUUUACGUAUUCUUUCCUCCUCACCAGCAUCUCUAUUAAACAGUACUGCCACGCCACUUCACCUUAAAAGAAUACGAUCGAAUCCCAUCAAGAAGAUGAAGCAAGUAACUCAAACGAUUCAUAUCCUUUUCGGUAUCAUUUUUCUCGCUUUGUCUGUGACUAAAGUUGAAAGCAGGUCAUGCCAAGCCUACCCUUGUCCAGAUGGUAGCAUGGGCGUUUCUUAUUCUGAAUGUGGUGGUUUUUGUGGUCAAAAUCAGGCUUGCUGUUAAGGCCAACCAUGCUAUGCAAUGUGUGUCUCUCCCCUGCAUGCACCACUGCACAACGUUCAAUCUACUUCUCCUAAUUUGGUAGGCGUGCGCUUCUUUUUGUAUUGAAUGCGAUCCAAGUCCGAUUGUGUUUUUGUAUUUGUGAAGUAUUAUGAAGCG
Messenger RNA from Meira miltonrushii, 587 nucleotides. RefSeq lists its product as uncharacterized. Bases 99 to 431 code for a protein of 110 amino acids. The record is from RefSeq and is a predicted model, not a curated record. Lineage: Eukaryota; Fungi; Basidiomycota; Exobasidiomycetes; Exobasidiales; Brachybasidiaceae. The transcript is spliced from 2 exons.